AUGUAUCAGAACAACUAGUACAAUUAAGGAGGAGAUUACUAUAGACCAAUUUAAUCUACUCUGAACUAGCAACCAAAGCUCGAUUUUAAUCUAAUGGAUGAUCCUUACCAGAAUAAUAGAAUUAACAAUGCUUUUGGUGGUCCUUAGAUGAACCAGUACAAUUAAUAGAAUCAAUUCGCCAAUCAAGCCAACAAUUACAAUCAGAGGGGAACACCUGGCUAUGGUUAAGACGCAUGGGGAGCAACAAACUAAAUGGGCAUAAGUGGUGGAAUCUAAAAUCAAUACGGAAACCCAGGUUAUCAGGGUAAUACCUAGAACUAAAACUAUAAUAACUACAACAAUAUGAAUAAUAUUGGCUAACAACCCUACAAUCAGAAUUUGAAUUAGUAGCCUAUGCCUGGAUAUAGCAAUUUUAAUCAGCCUUUCCAGAAUCAAAGCCCACAAAAUUAUGGAAUUGGAAUGGGAGGAUUGCCAAACCAAGGUAUUUAAUUUGACUAAUAAUACGAUACUCUAAUGAGAAGGAUCUCAAAUUUCAUCUUAUCGAGUGGCCAUAGAAAUUUCGAUUCCUUUUUUCGCCCAUUUGAUUGCUAUAAAAGUAGAAUUAUAGAGGAUUGGGAGUUUUUAAUCAUUUUCCCAGUUCUUACAUCACUUGAAGAGGUUAAUAUCAUUAUUAACAGGUUGUCUUAUGGGAUCUAGGGGAAAUUAGAAUACUCUGUUUUAGUUUCAGAACUCUAAACAAAAUACAAUAAUGGAAUUAUUCUUCAAGAGUAGAAAUAGGUUAGCAUCUAUAUGGCUAGGCUAUCUGAAUUAAACACAGAUAUAACAAUGACAAGGCUCGAAAUGAUAGCGAGAGUGAUUCUUGAGAGUGAUAGAACAGGAACAUACAGAGGAGCAUUUGAAAAUGCAUUUGCUUUAAAGCAAAAAGCUUUAUUCUCUGGAAGAGGAGGACAACUUAAUCGAGGAAAAGCUUCUCUAACACCUUAGUAGACUAACUUUUUAAAAUAGAUCAGGGCUGGAAUUCUUAAGUUUAACAUAGAUUGGUAGAAAUUAUUAACUAAAAGUGGGGUCUAACUUGAAGAUACUCAUAUAAAUGCUGAAUAGCUUUAAGAAAUUGGAAGAAAUAGUAGAUCACUUAUCCAUCUCGAAGCUAAUUAGUUGAAUGACCUAAUAAUUAAGCUUGAAGACCCUAAUAGGUAGAACCACAUGCUAAUCUCAGAAUUUUAAAACUAACUAUAUUAGUAUGAUGGAGAUCUAGGUGUAAGCUUCGAAAUCGGUCCUAUAAAACCUCAAAAUAAGUGGUUAUUUUUAAAGUAAUUCGCUCAGAAUCAGCAUAAGAAUAUAGAUGAGCUAUUUGACUCAAUCUAAAUUGAUGGAUUAUAAAAUGUCGUGGAUAAGAUGGAAUUCGUCACACUUUUGAAUCAAUAACUAGGAAAACCAUUAAAUGAAAUAGAAGAACUACUGGUUGGUUAUGCAGUGGGUCCAGGAAAAAUUAACUUAUCUCUAAUUUAGUCUGAUUUGAUGGAUGGUGAAGAAACUGAUAUGACUGAAGAAUAAGCUAAACAGGUGCUUGAAGGAAUCUUUAAUGAAAUGAAAAAGUUAAUGGCAAAAUAUGAAACUAACAUCGUCAGCAUUUUACUUGAUAGUGACUAAGAUGAUGGCUUUAUUGAUAAGAAUGAAUUGAAGCAGGCUUUUCAUCAGAUAGGACUAUAGAAAAUAACUAAUGAAUAAAUCAAUGCUUGUUUCAGGAUUCUUGAUGAGCUAAACACUGGAUAAUUAGAUCCUACUUAAAUUAUAGACAGUUUUUUCAAAUAUGCAAAUUAAAAAAAAGUGACUAAUCCCCUAGAUAAGAACUUUCCUGUGUAUGAGAAGGUAAGAAAAUAUAUGACUGAUAAAAGAUAUCUGUCUGUUUCAUCAGUCUUUUAGUAAGAGAAUAAUAAUUAGAGCAGAGAUGAAGAAAUCAUUGUUAGUAAAAGUGAAUUUCUAUCGAUAUUAAAAACAGUUGUAAAAGUUGAAGAAUUAUAGAGAGGAUAUUUUGAAUAAUCGUUUAUGAUGGAAUUUAAUAUAAUUGGAAGUGAUAAAUUGGAUUUUCAAAAAUUUGCAGAUUCGAUUGGAUAUGAUUAGUUUCAAAAGAAAUCUCAUGGAAUGUAAAAAUAAACUGGAUUUGGUGAUACUCAGGCUUUUGGUAAAGGUAUUUUGAAAUUUGAAAGCAGAAGGUAGUUUUACAGAACUUUCUUAAGAAGUAUUACAAACAAAGAUUAAGAUGGGACAAUUAUAUUUAAGAAGAAAAAUGAACUUGAAUUUGAUUUUAGAGAAAAAGAUACGAAUCUACAGCAAUUGAUACCUAAAUUUAGUUUUGAAAAUGUCAUCAAGAGGUAUUGUCCUGAGUUUAUUAAUGAUGUUGAUUUAAUUGAUAUUGUUGCUCGUGACUUUGUAUAAUAUCCCAAUGAACAUCCAGUAAGAGUGAAUUACUUUAAUUUUAUGAACAAAAUCAAUGAUGAGUUUUAUAAAUUAAAAUUCCUUAAUGAACUCUAUAAAAAGCUUUAUGACACUCUUCUCUUCAGAGGUAAAACUGAUCUGUACUCUUUAUUCUAAAAAUUUGAUAUUGCCUCUACAAGAAAAUUUGACAAGGAAUAAUUGAAGUAAUUCUUAUCAUCGAGAGGAAUAUCAGAUCCAACAAAGGUAAACUACCUAUAAGAGGAAUAUGAUCCUGAGAAAUCUGGCUUUGUUAAGUAUACAGAUAUAGAAAAAGAUUAUAGAGACUUAACUAGAGACUUAGCAUUUAGCAAUAAGAGUCAGGCUGUUGAUUUAAAUAAAGUGCUCUAAGUCAUUAAAAAAUACCUGGAUAUUACUGGGAAAACAUUAAGAUAGGUUUUCAAUAAAACAUCAGUCAAAGACAAAGAUGGCAUCUCUUAGUUUUAAUUUACAAAGAUUAUGAAUGAAAUAAACGAGAGAACUGGCAGGGAGAUCCAUGAAAGUCAUAUCCACAAGUUUAUUCUUGAAAUAACUUCUCAGGAUAUUAAACAGAUAUCGUUUACUGAAUUGAAAAAGCAAUUUAACACUUAUUUUAACCUAAGAGAUGAAGACGAUCAACUAUUUAUUCCUAGAUAGAUAGAAGAACUUUAAUAGCUUAUAGCUCAAAUUGCUCUCGACAAAAAGACAAUAGGCUUUGAGCUUGAAAGCCAUUUCUAAUAUCCCAAAUCAUUUUAGAGCGAUUUUGAAAGGGAUUUAGAUAAAGAGCCAUUGUUUUGCAGAAAAAUAUUGACUAAAGACAUUUUUGAUGCCUUGACUAUGAAAUUUACAGAAUAGAAUUAUAUUAAUACUUAGAAAUUUUUAAUUGAGGUGAAAGAUAAAAUGUUCAAACUGGAGUAAAAGUAGUAAAUAUUUUAGGAUAUAAAAAAAUAGCUUUAAUUAAAAAAUCUCACUAUGAGAGAGAUGUUUUAUCGAGCAAACUCGCAAAUCAAAUAGUUUGAGCUAAAGGAGUUAUCACCUGAGGAGUUCCAAUCAGUAUUCUUAUUUAUUGAAUACAGAAUAUCACUUGAUAGAAUAAAAAAGAUUUUAGAAAAUUUGCUUCAAGCAGAUGACAAUGGGAAAUUUAACUAUGAAGAAUUUAUAUAAGAAUUUGAAGAUAGUCAAAAUAAGCAAACAAACAAGUUUUAAGGUACAAAAAAUUUCUAAAAUGUCACUGAAAUUUUAAAGAGAAUUGCAACCUGUAUUGAACAAAGAAAUCUUUUAAAUCUUGGAGCACUAUUAGCAGAUUAAGAUUACGAAUAAUAAAAUGCCAUUGAUAAAGAGAACUUUUAUAGAGUGCUAGAUAGUUUACAGUUAGGCCUUGGUUAAGGUGAUAUUCUUGAGCUCAUGAGGACUUUUAGGAAAAAGGGAACAAAGGACUAAGUAGAUAUUUCAAAGUUUAGAGAUGAACUAAAUUUUUAAAUAAUUAAUCCAGAUCUUAAAAUUCACCUUAGGUCUGUUCUGAACCAAGUAGUACAAGAAAGAAUUGUAGAAAAUGCAGAUCUCUCUCCGAGAUCAAGCAAGAAAAAAUCCCAAUUAGAGCAAGAGGCAUUUACUAAAUAUAUGCCAUUAAUCUAAGACAUCUUAUGUGGACUAUUUAUAAAGGGGUCUGAAAUCGCAGAAUGGUCAAUAAAAUUUUCAGCUGUGGUAAAAGGAAGUUUAAAUAUCAGAGAAUUUACAGCAGCUAUUGAGGCAUUAGAUGUUUAACCAGAUGAUGUUUAAAUUAUCAAGCAAUACUAUGAGCAUCUCAUUUGUAGACAAGAAGUUUAUCUUGGAUUUAAAUCACAACUUAUUUUGAUAGAGUAGUUCUAAAGCAUCAUCCAUAAAGAUUGUGCUCUCUCAAAAGACAAAAUGCUUGAAUCCAUCCUUUAUGAUAUUUGCAAGCAUUUAACCUUACAAAUGACUCCAAUAAAAGAUAAUUUAAGACUAUUUGAUCCAUCAUUUUCUGGUCUCGUUUUUAAAUAAGACUUUAUUAACACUUUACUAGACAACUAUCUAAAGCUCGGCGCUGUGCUUACAAAAAAUAAGAAGACAUUAUUAGCUUAUAAAUACUGCCCAAUCUAAGCAAUUCAAUUUAGAUAUGAAGAUUUUUUAAUGGAUUUAGAAAAGAUUUAGCAACAAAAUCCUUAAGCAAUUAGACUUUGUUGGACUUAAUAGGAUACUAAUGAAUAAAUGAGAAAACAAGCUGAAAUGGAUUUAAAAGAAUUAGAUUAAGCAGAUAAAGAUUCAAAAAUUUAACCCACUUCUCCAGAUCCAGUAGCUUAAUCUAAGAAAAAUACAGUUUGCACAUAAAGGACUUUAUCUCUUGGUCAUUCUCUAAAAGUUGCAGUAGCUUCAUUUUAUUUUGAUGAUAUUAUGAUUGAAUCGUUCAGAAAAGGAGUAGCUGUUGAAGUUUAUUUCAAGAAAUAUAGCAAGUAUUUUAAUGGCAUGUUUUUGCUUGAUAAAGACGCAUUUUCUGAAGCAGUAAGUUCUCUUAAUGUAAAAUGGGCAGAGCCCAUUAAACUCUCUGAAAUGUUUGAUGCUAUUGAUGUUGCUGUUCAUGGAAGUUACUCUAGAAAACUUAGAAUUGAAGAUAUUGGUGAAGCUGUGUUCCACAAUGCUGUUUAAAACAUCUAAUUCUAUUAGGCCAAAGUUAUUGAGAUAAUCUUUAAGGGACUUAAAGAUUCAGGUAUGCUUCCAAAACUAAGGGAUCUUUUCAAUUUCUUUAACACAAAGAGAGAUAACACUUGCCCAAUAAAAGAUUUGAAGAACAUGCUUUUAGAUAAAUUAGGAUUAAUAAAAAAUAUUUCUGAGAGCUAAAUAGAUCUACUUAUGCAAAGAUAUGCCUCUUAUGAUCCCCAAAGAGUAGAUUUCUCAAUUUUUAUCAGAGAUAUGGAAUACUGCAAUCUUGGUAUUAACGCUUCUUUGAUUUGGGCUAUUUAACUGGCUGAAGACAUUGUCAAGGGAGUUUUGAUUUUGGGUUUAAACAAUGUAGAGCAACUUUUCUAAAAGUUUAUGAAAACUCAAGGCGUGAUUAUAUAUGAUGAAUUUAACAGAGCUAUGGAUGAUAUUCAACUUUCACUUUAUCAUGAUGAUUAAGAUUUCAGAGAUUUCUUCAAUCAUAUUGAAUUUAAUGAGAACAGGGCUACUUUAUAACAUAAUGAUUAUUCAAAGGUCGGUAUUACUUAACUUUGCAACACUAUAAAAAGACUAGUUUAAAAAACUGAUGAAUAACUCAGUCACUAAAUAAUGGAAAAAAUAUUUGCAGAAUACAAAAAAUAGAAUCAAACUAUCACAGUCUUCACAAUCUUUAGUGGGAUAGAUUUAGAAAAUACAGGAAUGGUAUCCUUUGCUGAUUUCAAAUAUGGAAUCGAGGAAAAGCUUAGAAUCAAGACUAUUAAACCAAUGGAUCUAUAAUUCUUAGCCAAAAAAUUUGCUCCAAAACAUUUAAGAUCGAAUUAAUCAGAAAUGAUUGAUUAUAGAAGAUUCUUCGAUUAUUUUGAAAGACUAGAGAGAUAUGGCUUGAAAGCUGGAAAAGACAUUCUAAAAGAUAAACAAGAGCCAAAAGCAAACAUCAACUAGGUAUCUGAGCUUCCACCAGAAGUCAAAAAGAUUUAUUCAGAUAUGAGCAUGUAUAUUAAUAAGUAGAAAUUGAUGGAUGCUCUCUGCUAGGAACUAGCAAUGGCAGAUUAAUUUAAGACAGGAAUGCUAAACGAUGCAACAAUUCACUAAUGCCUUAAAAAAUUCAAAAUAAUGGUGAAUAAGAAGUAAUUAAACUACAUUAUAUUCCCACUUGCUUUUGAUAAUCAAGGAAAUUAUAAUUAUCUAAUGAUGAUUGACAUGUUAUUUGGAAAGCAAUAAGCUUUACUGAUUUAGUAAAAGUUUAAAUUACAAGGCUAUAGCAACGCUUAAUAGAGACAGGAUAAGCCAGACCCAAAGUAGUAGGUUUUCAAGAAUCUAGUAAUGAGUAUUAGAUUUAAAGAUAGUGUGGAGCUAAGGUUCCAAUCAAUUCAAAAUAUUGCCCACUCUAUUAGUAAAGGUAGUUAUCUACUUAGAGAGUAGGAAUUCUACUCUCUAUUCAAGAGAGCAGGAAUUACUUUAAUGUAGGCUGAUUAGGAAUUCUUGAUUUAAAACUUUAGAUAAUAUAGAAAUUAAAAUAAUAAUGCUAUUGAUUUCAAAUUUUUCUUACAAACAUAUGAUAUUCAUGAUGCCCCAUCACUUCUUCUUAUGGAAAUUUAAAGAGAAGUUUAAGUUAAAAAUGUUGAUUUUGAUAAAGCUAUUGAGAAGUUAGGAGAUUUUAUAACUUUUGAAUAAUUUAGAGAAUUCUUAGAAGCCAAUUAACUAUAGACUCAGCAGUUUAUCAUUCCUGAGCAUAAGAGUUUGUUUGAUAUCAUAGCUGAUCGGAAAGAGACAAUGGAAAAAGGUGCUUUUAAGAAAGCUGUUAAGGGUGAAUAUGAUAGUUAAGAGUAGGAAUAACUUCCAUAUAUUGUCAAUGAAUUCACGUACUUUAUUUGCAACAAUAAUGUAGAUAUUUUCAAAUUUGUAAAUCCAGCAGCAAAAAAACUUACUCUUCAAAAUUUCCAAUCAUUAAUUUAAUAAAUGAAAUAUAUUCCAAGUAAUAAUAAAGAGAUGCCUCAACUUUUAAGUUACUUUGAAUUUGAUGAUGAUAACAAAUACAUUUCUGUGGACAAAAUAGUAUUUUAAAUUAAAAAAAUCAUUCCUAAUUAUGGCGCAGCAGCUCAAUAGAAUAAUUAGAAAUAGCAAUAGCAACAACCCAAUAUGCAACAAUAGCUUUAAAAAGAAAAUUAAGCUCCAAAUCAAGUAAAUCAAAUAUCAAAGUAACUUUCAUAAUUCAAUAAGAAGAUAAAAGCUAUUCUUUCAAAGCUAAAUGAGGGAAUAAGAAGGAAAAAAAUAAGCACUUCGUUGCUUCUUCAAUAAAUGGACAUGAACAAGAAUGGUUAGGUGGAAAAAUCUGAAUUUGUGGUAUUUUUUUCAAAAGACUUAAUAAUUAAGGGACUUACCUAACAAGAUCUAGAACUGCUUUAUGAUGCCUUAGACACGAAUAAAGAUGGAAUUCUGAGUAUUAGUGAACUCUGUCUCUGUAUUUAAGGCAUGCAAGAAUCUAAGGAAUAGCGACUGAAAAGUUUUGAUCUGGACUUACAGAAGGAAAUGGUAAGAGAGAUUAAUGAAUUGUUCAAAUUCUUCGACAAAAACAAUGAUGGCAAGAUAAGUGUAGAUGAGUUAGUAGUGGCCUUCAGAUCUAUUAACUAGAAUAUUGGAAUAGAGGAGGCGAAAGAAAUUAUGAAGAUUUCAGACAAAGAUAAGAAUAACAAUAUAGACAAAUAAGAAUUCGUAGAUAUGAUGCUGCCAAGACUAAAGGAAGAGUUACUAAGCUACGAGUAGAAUUUAGAUGAUUUAAGAAGGCUUUUCAAGGAAAGCGAUAGUGAUCACAGUAAUUACCUUAGUAAAAUGGAGUUAAAGACUGCUCUCAUGAAACUUAAUAUUGAGUUAACUGAUGUCUAGCUUGAAGAUCUCAUGAAAGAGCUUGAUUUAGAUGGAAAUCAAAAUAUUGACAUUGAUGAAUUCGUUGCUUUCCUCAGUAUUGCAGAUUAGAUCAAAUUCAAAAAUCCCUAAACUAAAACUAACAUCAUUAGAAUAAGACAUGCUAAGAAAUUGCACGCAAUUGAUUUUUACAACUGCUUUAAAAAUCUUCCCCAGUGCUUCUUGCCGUCUUUCACCACAGAUAUGUUUGAGAAAAGAAAUAUGUACACACCCUCAUACUAUUUAUACCCAGAUUUUGAUUCUCGGACAAUGACUUAUAAAGACCUACUCAAACUAGAGUACAUCACUGAGGUUGAUUCCAUAAAGAGAUAUAUUGCUAUGCAUUAGCCGCAUAUAAGCUGUGAGAUUUAAAUAGAGGAGUUUAAUAAUGUGCCACUUCCAAGAAAGGAGGAGUUUGAUUGGACCAAGAUAACUCACAGAGAAGUUAGAGCAGUACUGUAUGACUUCAGAUCUGGAGAAUUUUUAUCAAACAGCUUCCUAAUACAGGCUUAAUGGAAGCCCGAAUAUGAGGGUAAAUGGCUCUUCAACACUAAUGAUAACUUAAAUCAAGCUAAAAACUUCAUACUUAGAACUGACUAUCUAAAGACUCCCUAAAGUUUAGUUGAGGUUCAUCUUUUAAUUGAGUUGGUUUAUUAUACUGUCAACUAAGAUUAAAUUCAAUAAGUUACUUGCGCUUGGGGUAUAGUUCCUGCUUAACAACUUGACAAGGCAGCCAAAAUUAAAGUGUAACUAAGAGGAGGUUCACCAAUAACUGAGAUAAAGAUGAACUAAUCAGAAUUACAUUAACCAAAGAGCUUUAACUUCUUGAAAAAAAUAGUUGCAAAUGUGGAAGAAGCAAACCUUGUCUUGAAUGUUAGACCAUUCUCAAAAUUCUCUGAGUAAUCUUAAUACUAUGUGAGUAUGCUCCCAUCAAAUUGCCUAAUUAGUAAAAGACUCAUAUCCUUUGGAGCUGCUUUUAGACUAUAUUGCCAGAGGAAACUCUCUAAAUCAUAAUAGCUUAUGAUAGCGCCUUAAGGAAACUUUGUGAUUGCUCAGUUCAAAAAAAUCUUUGACUGUCCUGAUAUAAAUAUGAUCUUAGGUGAUUGUUGGGAAUUAGAUGUUAAUUAAAAGCUAAACAACCAGGUAAAUUUAAACAUGAUAGUCUAAAAAAUGGAGGAUUUCAUGAUAAAAUUAUAUUCUAUCAUAUACAGCACAGAAUUCGCAUUUGAUCAUGUAAAUCCUACCAGAUCUUCUUCUAUUGAUUCUGAACUUUUUAAAACCAGAGAACUUCUCAUUAAAAAUGCUCUAAUUCCAGGCAGAUAUAAGCCAUUUAUUGAGUAGCCUAAACCAAAAAAAGGCAAAGAGGCUGAAAAGCCUAUUCCUGCAGCACCAGUAUUUGCCAAUGAUGAUUAUAAGCCCUUCAAUAUCUCAGAAAUGGAAAUAUCUAUAUCAGGACUAGAUGACUUUGAAACGAAGUAAGAUGAACUUUUGAAAAUGUAUCAGCAAAUGGGCCUAAUCUACUGA
Messenger RNA from Stylonychia lemnae, 9552 nucleotides. Lineage: Eukaryota; Ciliophora; Spirotrichea; Sporadotrichida; Oxytrichidae. The record is from the annotation of a GenBank genome assembly.